UAGUUUUCCAGCAGACUUGAAAAUUAGGCACUAGUGGUUGCAUGCACUUUGCCUGGAAGAUCGCGAGUUCCUGCCUAGAGCUGAAGUGAGCAGACUGCAUUUUACGCGGGAUUGCUUCUCCAACGCAAUGGAGGUGGAAAUGGGCUUCUCCACACAGCUCGCACUAAAAAGUGACGUGGUGCGGGAGUUAAGACCGCAGUUUGAGCCAGCGGCUCGAAUUGUUAUGGCUCAGGCCACAGACACCUUGACAUUCUCCACUUCAGGUGAAGGUGGGAGAGAAAAGUCCUCUACUUCAAAUGAACGCUCUGUUGCAAAGCUACUUGCGUCACUACAGUCACUCCCCAUUUUAGUGACUCUGACAGCAGCUGUCAAUCAAUCCGUCACUGCGGGUCUCAGGUUCAUGCCCCACCCUCGGUUCAUUCCCUUUAUCUCCGCUGUGCUCUCCCCACUUUUCAGCAUUUUUCAAAUACUGCCAGUGGGUGGAGUCAGGCUUUUACCAGGGCUUUAGUUACAGUACCCUUUAGGCAGAGGCAGGGAUACAUUGACCAGAAAGGGGGAAAUCCCACGCAUCCCCCCUUUUAAAUCGCACCCUGAAUAGGCUAAACUACACAUUUCAGAGAGCGUGUGACAGGAGUCGUUUACUCUGACUCGCACAGCAAACGCUCACAAGUGCAACAUUCCUUCAAAUGAAACCGGUUACUAACACGUCGCCUUCUCCCUUUGUGGUCCGAAAAAUUAGGAAGAGGAGCAUACAACACCAUGAUAAGGAGAUUCUAGUGUGGAAUUCUCAACUUGAUUAAUUCCUAAAACAAUAAUGUUUAGCGUUCAGUUUAUUUUAAGGAACUGGUAUAGACUCCUGGUGAAAAUGCAGCAGCAGCUCAAGUGUUGCUUUUUUUUGGGAACAAUACUGAUUGCAUUCUUCAUAAUUUGCUGGGAUUCAAGGAGAGAGAGGACAUUUUACCAGCAAACGGCCUCAUCACUAGAUCUCACACACCUCAAAAUGCGGCAAGAACAUAGAAGGCGUAUUAUAAGAGAGCUUUGCUCGGCCAGCAGCAGUGUGAAUUUUACAGAGAAAUUAAUCAAAUUUGACCAGAUUCCAAACAAAGCCCUGGACCACCUCAUUGUGGAUGAUCUCCAUGGUGUUAUUUACUGUUUUGUACCAAAGGUAGCCUGUACCAACUGGAAACGAGUCAUGAUUGUGCUCAGCCAGAACCUGAAGGCACCUGAUGGAGCUCUGUAUCUGGAUCCUCUUGACAUACCACGCAAGAUAAUCCAUAAUUCUACAUUGCAUAAGACGUUUAACAAGCUUUGGAGGCGUUUUGGACGUUACUCACGUCCUUUGAUGCAUCACAAACUGAAGAAUUACACAAAGUUCCUUUUUGUGCGGGAUCCUUUUGUACGACUUAUUUCUGCUUUUCGGGACAAGUUUGUUAAGCCAGAUGAGUAUUUCUACAGUCAUUAUGGCUCCACAAUGCUUCAACGUUAUGCUAAUAUCUCAAAGCCCCCUGACUCUGCCAAAGAAGCAUUUGCUGCAGGUAUUAGAUUGUCCUUUACUCAUUUUAUUAAGUACCUGUUAGAUCCAAAGACGGAGGAGGAGAAGCCAUUUAAUGAGCAUUGGCAGCAGAUGUACAGACUCUGCCAUCCGUGCCAAAUUGAGUAUGACUUUGUAGGCAAACUUGAAACUCUUGAUGAGGAUACAGAACAAUUGUUGAAGAUUCUUGGGCUGGAUGAUUACAUUCACUUUCCCCCAGGGUAUGAGAACAGGACAGCAGUAGACUGGGAACGAGAAUGGUUUGCAAACAUUUCAGUAGCUGACAGAAGAAAACUCUACCAUCUUUAUGAAACAGACUUUAAAUUAUUUGAAUAUGACAAACCUGAGACCCUUCUGGAUGAAUGAUUACAUAUUACUGUCUAAAAAACUGAUUUCUGCUCAGUUCUGCUCUUUCUGCUUUUGGAAAACCUCAAUGCCACAUGCAAAUAUACUGUAGGUCUAUGUGUGUGUGUGUGGGCAUGUUUUUGUGACAUAUCAGGACACAACUUUGUAUAAUGACAUGGGUAUGACACAGGUAUUACAAGGAGAGGGUGACUUAUGAAUAAUCUAUUUAUUGAUUGUUUAUUGUUUUUAUUAUUUUAACCAUGUCUGCAUGGUAGGCAAUUUUUGUAUUGGUACUUUGUGUGUGAUUGUGUGUGAUCUGUUAUACUAUCUGUUGCAAAAUGAAUUGCCCCAUUGGGGACAA
Carassius auratus (goldfish) is the source of this 2237-nucleotide messenger RNA. Its product is annotated as carbohydrate sulfotransferase 12-like. Gene Ontology annotation, cellular component: membrane. NCBI's taxonomy places the organism in Eukaryota, Metazoa, Chordata, Actinopteri, Cypriniformes, Cyprinidae. Gene Ontology annotation, molecular function: sulfotransferase activity. The coding region runs from base 815 to 1897 and encodes 360 amino acids. The record is from RefSeq and is a predicted model, not a curated record. Gene Ontology annotation, biological process: proteoglycan biosynthetic process; carbohydrate biosynthetic process. The transcript is spliced from 2 exons.